CUUUGGGUCAAAGCAUUCUUCGUCGUCGUCGUGGUCGUCGGGCGGUGAAACCUGCAGUGGCGAAAGUGUAGAAUACGGGUUGCAUACCACCACAUGACCGGGGGGGAGGGCUUGACGGGCUUGACACACCACUGCUCACUCGCACCCCUGUGGUGGAGUAUCAUAAUUCAUCCUGUAUUUUCUCGUCCGACGUCGACCUCAUCACAUCACAUUUGGACCAAAGGACGAGUCUUUCUUUUUUUCUUUUUUCCCCAGCUGAAACGUCGGCGUCGAGAUCGAGGUCGGCGGUGGGGGUUGGGUUGGGUUGGAGAUUGGGUUGCGUCGGCGAUGAUCGAUCCGUGGACGGAAAUCUUGCUUAGAGUUCUGCGCAGUGCGACUGGGGAAUGCCUUUGAAGACAAGAAUAACCAUCUUAAAAGCCUUAGUUACCUUGUUCUUAUUUCCGGC
Messenger RNA from Tricharina praecox, 445 nucleotides. RefSeq lists its product as uncharacterized. NCBI's taxonomy places the organism in Eukaryota, Fungi, Ascomycota, Pezizomycetes, Pezizales, Pyronemataceae. Bases 94 to 393 code for a protein of 99 amino acids. The transcript has a single exon. The record is from RefSeq and is a predicted model, not a curated record.